AAUAAAUCAAGACAGCGCUGUCACUAGAGGGCAGCCCACACGCCUGUCAAAGUCAAAUGUCAAAAUUGCGUCAAAAUGUCUACUUGCUCGGAGCCCCCAUAUAAACAAAUAGCACACAGGUACAUUUCUACAAUGGUUGUGUCCAACCGACUCCCUUCCAAUAAACGCCACCCUUCGAAAUCGCUUUCCUGAAGCCACAGUCGCUAAAAUGACGAAACGUCGCUGCUCUCAACGCCUGAAAGAGCAAGAACACAAAAAAGCACAACGUACAAAAACCCACGUCAAACGCGAACCCCCCAACUACUUCUUCAUUACCGAUUUCCACAGAUGCCACCUGUGCCACUACCGAACAAACUCCUCCUACUUCAUCUGUCGUCACUACGAGCGCCACCAACACAAGAACCCCACGUUCAGCUGCAUGAAGGACCUCCCCAAGUACAAAUGCGACAAAUGCGACCUCAACACCGACUGCUCCAUAGAGUUAAAAAAUCACCAGUGCUACAGCUUCAGCAAAAAGACAACGAAAUGCUACACAUGUGAAAAGUGUGACUUUCGAACUCACUCUCGACUUGUAUUAUUGAAGCACGCGCUGUUUCAGUGCGCGGAAAAACACACCAAGUUAAUACCGAGACAGAAGGACUAUUUUAAAUCGUAUCAAUUCUUGCUGCAGAUUCGACACAGUAAUGUCGAGUGGUUGAAGUGCGAGCAGUGUUCGUACAUGGCGAGACUCGAGGGGGCGCUGGGGAGCCACAUGGUAACAGACCAUUCCAGGCAGUCGAAUCUUAGGUGGUACAACUGCAAAUUGUGCUUGUUCAACGUCGAGCAGAUUUUUUAUCUCCGACAACAUAUUUUAAUUGAGCAUGGGGGGGACGAGGACGGGUUGAGUUAUUGACGCUUGUGAAAUAUUGUAUAGGGUCACGUGUACAUGUAAAUAAAGAAUUUAUUUGAGGUGUA
This is a messenger RNA of Zophobas morio, 954 nucleotides long. RefSeq names its product zinc finger Y-chromosomal protein-like. Gene Ontology annotation, molecular function: DNA-binding transcription factor activity, RNA polymerase II-specific; RNA polymerase II transcription regulatory region sequence-specific DNA binding. Lineage: Eukaryota; Metazoa; Arthropoda; Insecta; Coleoptera; Tenebrionidae. The transcript is spliced from 2 exons. Gene Ontology annotation, biological process: regulation of transcription by RNA polymerase II. Bases 209 to 892 code for a protein of 227 amino acids. The record is from RefSeq and is a predicted model, not a curated record.